Messenger RNA from Armigeres subalbatus, 870 nucleotides. RefSeq lists its product as uncharacterized. The record is from RefSeq and is a predicted model, not a curated record. Lineage: Eukaryota; Metazoa; Arthropoda; Insecta; Diptera; Culicidae. Gene Ontology annotation, biological process: regulation of synaptic transmission, cholinergic; sleep; positive regulation of voltage-gated potassium channel activity. Bases 285 to 728 code for a protein of 147 amino acids. The transcript has 3 exons.
UCUACUAAACUCUACAUAUGAUGAUGACGAUCGGUGACGUCGAUGGAUGGUGCCGAAAAACUCAUAGCCAGUCAACAGGUUGAGAGGGCAGUCGGAUGAAGGAAAAAUCAGUCUACAUUCAACUGCCGAGGUUGUGGGUUGCGGCUGAAAGAGUUGUGCGAGAAAUUUGCAAACAUUUGCUGAUUGUUAAGUGUGAAUCAAACGCGUUAGAUUAGUUGAUAGCAUUCUUAGUAUACUUAAGCGUACAAAGUUCUAGGAUAUAAAGUAACGGACGAUUCAAAAUUAUGGUGCUAAAAAUUCAGAUCUCGUGCUUGGUAGUGGUGGCUUUGUCGCUGAUAUUGGAGGCGAACGCCCUCAAAUGCUAUCGCUGCAACAGCUUCGACAACGCCGACUGUCUGGGCGAGCCGGAGUUGAACGGCGGAAGAAAAAACUCGACCAAGCUGGGCCAGUUCCUGCGCGAGUGCGAACCGGACGAAAAGGGGCUGGGCCGGGAACCGUUCUGCAGGAAGAUUACCAUCACCAUUCUGAAACCGGAACACUACCGGGUGAUUCGGGAUUGUGCCUACGAGCGGUCGGACAGUGCAUGCUAUAAAGCCGACAACGAGGACCACAUGGAGACGGUGUGUCAGUGCUUCUCGGAUCAGUGCAACGGGGUGAGCCGACUGAAGGUUGGAAUGGGACUGGGGAUUGCCGUUGUAGCCGCCUUCGUGCGAUUAGUAGUGUACUAAAGCCGUUGAACGAAUAGUUAAUAUAUUAUUGAUACAAUCGAUUAUAAAGUGUAUUUUCAAGUGUACUUAUACUGAUUUUUUUUUUCUGGCAGUGUACGGAUUUUGAGCGUUUGCGACUUAUUAAAUGUACUUUGUAAAUUAA